Molecule: messenger RNA, 2026 nt
Organism: Penaeus chinensis
Lineage: Eukaryota; Metazoa; Arthropoda; Malacostraca; Decapoda; Penaeidae
Product: facilitated trehalose transporter Tret1-like
Exons: 9
Coding region: 1-1461 (486 amino acids)
Biological process (GO): carbohydrate transport; transmembrane transport
Cellular component (GO): membrane
Molecular function (GO): sugar transmembrane transporter activity
Source: RefSeq, a predicted model, not a curated record
AUGGCGGAGCUGGGCAUGUCAACAGGUGAUCUCGUAAACAAUGCUAAACCAGCUCGGAUUGCGCAGUACAUCGCUGCUCUGUCAGCAACGAUGGGGGCCUUCUGCUUCGGCACAGUCCUUGGUUACUCCUCCCCUGCGGGCAUCUUACUGACCAGCAACUCCACCGACAGUUCCCUGCAGCUGACCACCGUCGAAAACAGCUGGUUCUCCUCGUCAGUCAACCUCGGGGCUCUCGUGGGAGGACCCAUCGGCGGCCUCUGCAUCAACGCCAUCGGGCGGCGGGGAACCAUGCUGGCCCUGUCCCCUAUUUUCUUCGGGUCCUGGGCGAUCAUCGCUUUCGGUCAAAACUUCGCCAUGCUCUUGGUGGGUCGCGUCAUCGCUGGAUUGUGCACAGGGGUAGUGUGCAUUGCAGCUCCCACCUUUAUCGGGGAAUUCGCCUCUGCUGACAUCCGGGGAACGUUAGGCGCAGGUUUCCAGCUGAUGGCGGGUGCUGGUAUUCUCUACGCAUACAUCUUCGGCGCCUUUAUAAACAGCUGGCAAAUAUUGGCAGUUGUAUGCGCUGUCCCGACAAUCAUUUUCUGCGUGUUAAUGGUCUUCUCCAAGGAGUCCCCGAGUUACCUGCUCUCAAAGGGGAAGGAUAAGGAGGCCCAGGAUUCUAUGCGAUAUUUCAGAGGACCCGACUACAACAUCCAGCCGGAGAUGCAGAUGCUGAAACAGAGCCUCGAGGACUCCAAAGCGAACAAAGCUUCUUUCUCAGACCUCAAGCAGGGGUAUAUCUUGAAGCCUCUCCUUAUCUCUCUUGCACUCAUGUUAUUCCAGCAACUCUCGGGCGUCAACGCUGUUCUCUUUAACUUGAAGGCUAUCUUUGUGGAGUCAGGAACAGACCUCUCCGAUGACGUCAGCUCCAUUAUCGUCGGUGUAGUUCAAGUUCUGGCCACUGUUGUCGCUAGUGUGCUUAUGGACAGAGCCGGCAGGAAAUUUCUUCUGAUCUCAUCUUCGGGAGCUAUGACAGUUGCUCUCGUUGGUCUCGGAGUCUUCUUCUACCUGAAAGACAACGGUGACGUCAGCGCCCUCGGAUGGCUCCCUAUUACGUCAUUGAUGCUUUUCAUUGCGGCAUUCAGUUUCGGCUUCGGACCUAUACCUUGGCUCAUGAUGAGCGAACUUUUCACACCCAACGUCCGUGAAUCUGCCAGCGGUCUAAGCACAAUGACAAACUGGGGAAUGUCUUUCAUUGUCACGUAUUUCUUCGAGAGUAUGAGGGAUGCCAUCCACGAAUACGGUGUGUACUGGCUCUUCGGUGGUAUCUGCGCCGUCAGCUUGGUCUUCUGUGUCCUGGUGGUGCCGGAGACGAAGGGAAAGACCCUGCAGGAGAUCACGGCGAUCUUUGGGGGUCCUACCACGUCCCCAACGCCCGCCAGAACUUCAUCGUCUUCGUCAGCGUCCGAGAAAAUGAGAUGGUAGACAUGAAGGACAUACUCGUCGCGGUUGGUUGAAGGAUCAGCUGGUCACGGAGGGUUGGAGGAUCUUCGAGCCAUGAAUUACUCAGGGGUCUUCGAGGGUCGGAAAAAGAGAUCCUUGAGUUCGAAGGCUAUCGCUGGGACGUGAGAUGGAAGGAUCCUUGAGAAAACGGAAGGCAUUGAGGUUUUCCCCCAAAAGGACUUACAGGACCAAAGGCAGUCUAUUGACUUUAAGAUUUCUUUCCUUGUUUAAUAGCAAAUGAAAAAAAAAAAAAUACGAUACAAAAAAAAGUAUAAAACAGCAUGCUGGCUUUGGUAAAGAGAAGCGCAGAAUUCACACAGUGCAUGACAACUAUACCAUGAAUAACCCAUGCUUUCCUGUCAAAAUCUGACAAUUACCAACACUAGUUCUCAUUUGUGAACAAAAUUGAUAUAUCUAAAUGCAACAGACCGAUGUGCUAUGUUUGAAGUGACUCUAGGUAAAUAUUGCAAUAUAAGGAAAUAUAAUAUUAUUUGCAUAUAUCGCCAUGUUCACUAUGCAGGCAAUUUUAUACUACUGGCAAGUUUAA